Messenger RNA from Penicillium brasilianum, 2297 nucleotides. Lineage: Eukaryota; Fungi; Ascomycota; Eurotiomycetes; Eurotiales; Aspergillaceae. The record is from the annotation of a GenBank genome assembly.
GUCCGGGAACCGAGCUUGUCGGCUCGGUAUAAUUGGUUUGGAACUGGCCAAUGAGGGCAGCAAAGAGAACGGCGGGUUGUCCGUAUGUCAAUUGACUGGAAAUUGAGGCUUAAUAUGCCCGGUGUGAACAUCCAUCGUAGUCGACCUACUAAUAGUGUAGGAAUGGUAAUGUACGUCCUCUUGUACACAGUGUCCGUCCGGCUAUCCGACACUAACCGAGGUGUCUGUUCCUCGGCAAGAGGAGAUCAGCUUGAACACCCUCCGCCCGGCCGCCCAGAGACAGGGACGACCCCAACCAAACAAACUCCACAUUCUCCGAACUUCUUUUGUUCGACUCCUGUCCCUGCUUCUUUCCUUUCUUCUCCCUACACUUCUCCCCCCUCCCAUUUUCUCGGAUCAUUCUUGACACUCUUGAUCCUUGCUCAAUUCCUCCCUCCGUCUUCCCUCUCCCAUUCCCGUUGCCAUUGCGCAGUUUGAUCAUGUCCCUUCCCGCCGUGAGACGGUUGACCCACACGUCUCCCCGCACUUUGGCCCGCAUCCCCGUCUCCAGACUCUCUCCCACUUUCGCUUCUUCUUCCUCCUCUCACCUUGCUGCCAUCGCUGCUCCUCGUGUUCACCGCGCUCCUCGCUUUUCCACUAUGGCUGCCCGUCAAUCUGCCGCUCCCGCGGUUCCCUCCGCCGACAAGGCCUAUGACCCGGAGAUUCAGGACAUGGCCAGCUACAUCCACCAGUACAAUGUGGACUCUGAUCUGGCGUUUGAUACUGCCCGUUUGGUGUUCCUGGACACCCUCGGCUGCGGUCUGGAGGCUCUCAAGUUCAAGGAGUGCACAAAGUUGCUUGGCCCCGUCGUUGAGGGCACUGUUGUCCCCAAUGGACCCCGUGUCCCCGGUACCCCUUACCAGCUGGACCCCGUCAACGGUGCAUUCAACAUCGGUGCUAUGAUCCGCUGGCUUGACUAUAACGACUGCUGGCUGGCCGCCGAGUGGGGCCACCCCUCCGAUAACCUGGGUGGUAUCUUGGCCGUCGCCGACUGGAUCUCCCGCACCAACCGUGCCGGUGGCAAUCUGGGUAACGGAAAGAUCCUCAAGAUCCGCGAUGUCCUCGAGGCUAUGAUCAAGGCUCACGAGAUCCAGGGUGUUUUGGCUCUGGAGAACUCCUACAACAAGGUCGGCCUGGACCACGUCGUCCUGGUCAAGGUCGCUACGACCGCCGUUGUCUCGAAGAUGAUGGGUCUCACCGAGAAGCAGACUGCCGAUGCUAUUACCCAGGCCUGGGUUGAUGGACAGUCUCUCCGUACUUACCGCCACUCGCCCAACACCAUGUCCCGCAAGUCGUGGGCUGCCGGUGACGCCUGCCAGCGUGCCGUCAACCUGGUCCUCAAGGUGCAGAAGGGUGAGGGUGGUCUGCACACCGUUCUCUCUGCUCCCACCUGGGGCUUCUACGAUGUCCUGUUCAAGGGCAAGAAGUUCCAAUUCCAGCGCCCCUACGGUAGCUACGUGAUGGAGAACGUCCUCUUCAAGGUCUCCUAUCCUGCCGAGUUCCACUCUCAGACCGCCAUUGAGGCCGCCCAGAUCAUUAACAAGAAGUUGGCCGAGAUGGGCAAGAGCGCCAAGGAUAUCAAGGAGAUCACCAACCGCACCCACGAGGCCUGCAUCCGUAUCAUUGACAAGCAGUUCAAGGAGAUGGACAACUUUGCCGACCGCGACCACUGCGUCCAGUACAUGGUUGCCACCAUGCUGGCCUUCAACCGCCUGGUUGCCACCGACUACGCCGAUGGCUCCGAGGCCGCCACCUCUCCUCUGGUUGAGGACCUCCGCAAGCGCAUUCGCUGCGUCGAGGACGAGCAGUUCACCGCCGACUACCACGAUCCCUCCAAACGUACCAUCCCCAACGCUCUGACCGUCACCCUCAACGACGGCACCGUUCUCGAGGAGGUCGCCGUCGAGGCUCCUCUGGGCCACCGUCUCCGCCGUGAGGAGGCCAAGCCCGAGAUCCUGGCCAAGUACAAGCGCCACCUCCAGGCACACUUUGACCAGGCUCGCAUUGAUGAGCUGCUCAAGGUGGGCUGGGACCGCCAGCAGCUGGAGAACUACGAUGUCGACAAGUACGUCGAUUUGUACGUCAAGGACAAGAUGGUUGCCGCUGCCUAGAUGGGGCACGAAGGGAAAAUCGGGUUUGAUUGAAUGGGUUCGGGCUGCGGCUGGAACGGGACGUUUUAUGGUGUAUGAUGAAUAUACUUUUUAUAUCGCAAAAUUUACUGUAUAGACUUGCGUUUCUUGGAAAAUCCGUUGAUCGAG